CAGCGGAGGCAGACAUGAGGCAGUGCUGAGAGCCCGGCGGAGAGCUGCGGAGCUGAAAUGAAGCGCACACACGGAGCGGCUCACACCACCGCGCAGCGCCGUGUGGCUCAGGAAGAGGCUCCGCGCCGCUAAAGCUGAAGGCUGCUCCGGCUGAGUGAAGGGCUCCGUCCAUGCGGAGGCUAGCGCUCAUUCUGCUGCCCUGUGCUGUUGCCGUCCUGGUGCACUUGUGGUUGGCACAACGACCCUCCUCCACCUCGCUGGACAACAACACACACUCGGAUGAAGCAUUACCUUUCUAUGAAGUUUUGGUGGGAGUGCUGUCAGCGAGACACCAUUAUGAACUGCGACAAGCGAUAAGGGAGACCUGGCUGGGCUACCUCCGAGAUCACCCCCACUUCCAGCACAGAGUGGGGGUGAAGUUUAUCGUGGGCAAACAUGGGUGUCCCAUUCCAGAGGAGGACAGAGAGGAUCCGUAUUCCUGCUCCAUCCUGAACUUCACCGAGCCAGUGACAGGGCAGGAUGCAGAGAUAGAGAUCGUGACGGUGUCUGACCCCUCGGUGCUCGCCCCAUCCGACGUGUCGGCCAUCGCCCUGGAUUUCAAGGUCCUCCAUCCAGUGGUUAUCACAAGGCUGGGCGUGUUUCCCAGCGGGACCCGGCCCGAGCUUCAGAGCAACGUUACGGUGAAGCUUCUCCAGCUGGACCAGGAGGAGGCUGUGGUUACUGCGCGCUUCAGUGCCAUCAGCACAGGGACCGUGGUGAACGGGGUCUGGUACAAACCGGUGGAGCAGUUCAUCUUGCCUAAGGGUUUUGAGGGGACGCUGGUUUGGGAGAGUCUGGACUCUUCUGGAUUGACAACAGUCAACUCCUCCUCUGUGCAGCUCAAUGAUGGAGGUGGUGUCCUGAAGAUCUCCUCUAUUGCAGAGGGCAUAUUGCCUCACAGAAGUGCUCUUGGGUUUCCCGGUUUGGCUGGAGGGUUCACCUUCACUAUCUACGAUGGAGACGGUCUGUCGGGGCUCCUGCGGGGCCGCCCAGCCAGGACCGAGCACCAUGCCUCCAGGCUGAGGCAGGAGGACGCCGCCUUGCAGCGUGAGAGCCUGCGGCACGGCGACAUGGUGUUCGUAGACGUGGUAGACACCUACAGGAACGUACCUUCCAAACUGCUUCAGUUCUAUAAAUGGUCUGUGGGAAACGCUGACUUUAAUCUGCUGCUGAAGACGGAUGAUGAUUGUUAUAUCGAUGUGGACUCAGUAUUAAUGAAGAUUGACCACAAGGGUCUCAAGCGCAGCAAUUUCUGGUGGGGGAAUUUCAGGCAGAGUUGGGCAGUGGAUCGCAUCGGGAAGUGGCAGGAGCUGGAGUACGCUAGUCCAGCCUACCCGGCGUUUGCCUGCGGCUCAGGCUAUGUGGUCUCUCAUGACCUGGUCCAGUGGCUCGCCAGUAAUGCUGAGAAGCUGAAAGCCUACCAGGGAGAAGAUGUGAGCAUGGGGAUAUGGAUGGCAGCUGUUGGACCACAGAAAUAUCAGGACCCCGGCUGGCUGUGUGAGAAAGAGUGCUACCUGGACAUGCUGUCGUCCCCGCAACACACAGCCGAGGAGCUGCACAUCCUCUGGGAAAGGAAGAGGGCCUGUGGAGACCCCUGCGGCUGUCCCUGGGGCCACUAAAUCUGGUUCAAACCACACUCACCAUGGGGCACUAGAGGACGGUGGAAUCACUCUGAUCUCUAUUUGCCAUUGUUUUCCUGAGACAGCGAGUCGACCACCGCUGGAAUGAUGAACAGGAAAACCUGUGGAGUGCUUUAGCCCCAGAUUGAUCAGUCGCUUUGCGUUAAUCAAUACUGACUGAACACAUCCAGUGAGCCACGUUUGAAGUGUUGACAUGAAUCAAAUGUGUGUGAUUUUUGAUGAGCCCUCAGAGCAUAUGCUUUUAGCCGCUGCAGUGAUUUGUUUGUUUAUUGAAGUAUAGCCAUGUGAUUGAUGCUCGGUCAUGAGAAUUAGAUUGCCUUGCUGUGUAUUUUUGGUAAAUAAUGAAGGAUGAUGUGGAAUAUUUUACUAAUGGGGGAUAAUACAAGUCAUUUAUUUUAUUUAGGGAACAUCCUACCUGCCAAGAAAUCUAUUCCUGCAAUUAACCUGACAUUGGAGCAGGCAUCCCUCUUCCUCCUCUCCCUCCCCAUCUUCUACUUUCGCCUCCUCUCUUUCAGUGAGCUGCAUGAUAACAAAGUCACAUCCGCAACCGUUCCACUCUCCUACAUAGAUAAGGACAGCGUUUUUCACCCCAUCAGCCUUUCCCGCUGAUUUGGCUCGAAGCCCUUCAUUGUGAGCCGAGAGAAGCGUGGAAAUAACACGCAGAUGAAAAAAAAAAAAAGGCUCGCUUCUCAUUUCUGCUCUAGUGCUUCUUUAGAAGAUGAAGUUAUUGGAUUUGUAUAAACUUUGAUAAACGCUCUGGGGAUGUUGUCACUCACUGAUGUAAAAUGUUUAAAUUAUUAGCUUUUUGAAAAAAAAUAUAUUUUCAGAUAUGCUCCAAAUCUGCUUCCUUUAUUCAAGCCCUGUUCUCUCCUACACACACACAUAUCAAACCUACUGAAUCUACAUCUGUCAUCAUAAACCUGACACAAAUUACACCAUGUUUACUUACAAAUGGCAAGCAUGAAUUAUAUUAGAAAACUUCUCAGGCUGAUCACCCGGGGGUUUUUGUAAAUGUUUUAUUUCCUGCCAAUAUACACUUUAAAUUGCUAAUAAUGUAUUUUAAUUGAAAAUGAUUUUGCUUCAUAUUUGGAGGAAGAAAUGCUCAUGUUUUUGCAUAUAUAAGGGUCAGAUAGUGUGAUUUCUGAGAGAUCAAUAUUGGUGUAGACGCUUAAAGACUAAAGAAGCAGAACUGGAAAAUGUUGACAACAAAACAUAAUGAAAAUACCUCAGCUCAUGUUAUUGACCUAAAAUAUAUGAUUCAUCCAUAUGUUUGAUAUAAAUAGACCCCCACACGUUUUGAAUCGUCUCUGCCCUUAAGCGUGUGUGUGCGUAAUCUUUUUCUAAGUGACGACAAGAGUACAAUUCCCUGAACCACUGACUUAUUUUCGCUCUAUUAAUAUUUUGCCAUGAAAGUGCAAUCAUCCGUUUAACCUGUGACAAGCAGUGCUCUGAGAAAAUAGAGGGAAGUUGGGUGCUCGAGUUAAUUGUAUUUAUGAAAUUCUUUUCAUCUUGAGUCUCACCUCACCCCAAAACUCAUCAUCUUCUUGCGCUCGCAGAUUGAAUGCAAGACUGUGUUGACAUUACAAAUUUGAGUCUUGUUUUCGUCAUGUCUUGCUCUGACAGACAUCUCAUUUUUCUUGAGUGUUUAGAGUCAUUUUGUUGUCUGAUGCAUCCUCACAGCCCAGAUGAAGUGUGCGCCCCUUCAUCAGCACCACUCACCACGUUCCAAAUAUGAACUGAUUAUAAACUGGGUUCUGUUUACACACUAUGUAAAAUUCAAUUGUAUACUUCUUAAUGUUUCAACCAAAUUAUCUGUUUCUUUUAAUAAAAUAUUUCAGCUGUUACUUCA
Molecule: messenger RNA, 3528 nt
Organism: Seriola aureovittata
Lineage: Eukaryota; Metazoa; Chordata; Actinopteri; Carangiformes; Carangidae
Gene: b3galnt2
Product: beta-1,3-N-acetylgalactosaminyltransferase 2
Exons: 13
Coding region: 171-1658 (495 amino acids)
Cellular component (GO): membrane
Molecular function (GO): hexosyltransferase activity
Source: RefSeq, a predicted model, not a curated record